UUUUACCACAGCUGUGUCCGUCGCAGGGAGGGUUUUUCUCCCACUAAACCUGCACUAAACCCGCAGCUGGAGCAGAUUUAAGCCGUUUUUAGGCGGAUCGGCUCCUGCAGAGCAGUUUCCACCGGGAUCCGCCGCGGAUCCGUGACGUCAGGGCCCAUCAGCUGCAGUGAAUCAGCUGGAGGUUUAAAGGACCUGCUGUAGUAACUGGAGAUACGCAGCCACACGUGCUGGACCUUAUUGGUAAUGUUUUUAAAGCCAGAUUGUCUCAUGGUUUUUGCAGAAGGAUAAUUCGACAGGAUUCCUGCAUGAUGGAAGUAGGAAGUGAGCGGAUCCGGACCUGAAGUUUUCCACAUGGACCAGACUGAGGACCUGGAGGUGGGAGACCCCCCUUCUGGAGACCCCCCCUCUGGAGACCCCUCCUCUGGACCAUCUCUGCCCGGGGAAGACCAGGGUCUAGCCGCUCAGAGGAUAAGACCCGGACCUGGACCUGGACCCGGAACCGGACCUGGACCUGGACCUGGACCCGGACCCGAACCCAGACCUGGACCCGGACCUGGAUCCAGCGAGUCUGUGUGUAGUAAUCGCUCCAUGGAGCCCCCGCUGCGGUUCCAGUCAGAAUCACGGAUUGGACCUGGACCAGAAUCUGGACCUGAACCUGAACCUGGACCCAGCUGUGUCUCCUUGAAGAGCGACCAGUCAAAGGAAUAUAUUCUUAAUUUUGGGAAGGCUGAACUUUCUCCUGCACAGAGUUUCAGUCAGAGAGACUCCCCAGGACCUGGACCUGGACCUGGACCUGGACCUGGACCUGGACCUGGACCUGGACCUGGACCUGGACCUGGACCCAGCUGUGCGUCCGUGAAAAGCGACCACUCGAAGGAGAUUAUUAUUCAGUUUAAAGGAGACCGACCUCCUGCAGCGAAGAGGAGGAAGGUGGAAAGUCCUGAAUCGGCCUCUUCUCUGGUGAAGAGCAGCGUGCAUCGUGAACAUGGACCGCGGCAGGUUCCCAGAACACCGGAGCAGCAGAUGUCGGAGCCUCCCAGUGGUCCGUCUGUCCAGCAGCAUCAGCCAGACCUGGAGCCCAUAUUCACGACGCUGGAGGAGAACAUCAUCACGUUUGUGAAGAAGGAGCUCAAGAAGACCAAGAAGCUUCUGAGUGGAGAUUACCCAGAGCAUCUGGAGGACGAGGGAGAACAACAGACGACGAGUAACAGAGAGUCAUUUCUGAAGAUCACUCUGGACUUCCUGAGGAGAAUGAAUCAGGAGCAGCUGGCGGAGCGUCUGCAGAGCAAUACCUCUGCUGCAGUUUGUCAACAAAACCUCAGAUCUAAGCUGAAGGAGAAGUUCCAGUUUGUGAUUGAAGGGAUUGUUACAGCAGGAAAGCCAAUCCUUCUCAAUGAGAUCUACACGGAGCUUGACAUCACAGAGGGAGGAACCGGAGAGGUCAAUAAAGAACAUGAAGUCAGACAGUUCCAAAAAAAAUCCAGGAAACCAGAAACAACCAUCAGACAAGAAGACAUCUUUAAACUUCCGCCUGGAAGAAGUAAACCAAUCAGAACAGUGAUGACGAAGGGAGUGGCUGGCAUCGGAAAAACGCUCUUAACACAUAAGUUCACUUUGGACUGGGCUGAAGGCAGAACCAACCAGGACAUCCAGUUACUGUUUCCAUUCACCUUCAGAGAACUGAAUGUGCUGAAAGGGAGCAACAUCAGUUUGGUGGAACUUGUUCAUCUGUUCUUCACUGAAACCAAAGGAAUCUGCAAAUUUGAAGAGUUCCAGGUCGCGUUCAUCUUUGACGGUCUGGAUGAGUGUCGACUUCCUCUGGACUUCCGCAACAAUGCGGUUCUGACUGAUGUUACAGAGUCCACCUCCAUGGACGUGCUGCUUACAAACCUCAUCAGAGGGAAACUGCUUCCUUCUGCUCGCCUCUGGAUAACAUCACGACCUGCAGCAGCCAAUCAGAUCCCUCCUGACUGUGUUGACAUGGUGACUGAAGUCAGAUGGUUCACUGACCCACAGAAGGAGGAGUACUUCAGGAAAAAAUUGAAGGAUAAGAAGCAGGCCAACAAGAUCAUCUCCCACAUCAAGACAUCACGAAGCCUCCACAUCAUGUGCCACAUCCCAGUCUUCUGCUGGAUCACUGCUACUGUCCUGGAGAAAGUCCUGGAGACCAGAGACGGAGCAGAGCUACCCACGACCCUGACUGAGAUGUACAUCCACUUCCUGGUGGUCCAGGCCAAACUGAAGAAGGUCAAGUAUGAUGGAGGAGAUGAGACGGAUCCACACUGGAGUCCAGAGAGCAGGAAGAUGAUCAAGUCUCUGGGAAAACUGGCUUUUGAGCAGUUGCAGAAAGGAAACCUGAUCUUCUAUGAAUCAGACCUGAGAGAGUGUGGCAUCGAUGUCAGAGAGGCUUCAGUGUACUCAGGAGUCUUCACACAGAUCUUUCGAGAAGAAAGCGGCCUGUACAAGGACAAAUUCUUCUGCUUCAUCCACCUGAGUGUUCAGGAGUUUCUGGCUGCUCUUCAUGUCCAUCUGACCUUCAUCAACUCUGGAAUCAAUGCGCUAACAGAAGAACAAACAAAAUCUGAAACUACAGGUGAUGAUUCUGCAGAGACACACUUCUACCAGACUGCUGUAGACAAGGCCUUACAGAGUCAAAACGGACACCUGGACUUGUUCCUCCGCUUCCUCCUGGGUCUUUCCCUGCAGGAAAAUCAGAUUCUCCUACAUGGUCUGUUGAAACCGAAAAGAAGAUCACAGAACAAUCAAGAAACGAUUGAGUACAUUAAGAGGAGAACCAGUGAGGAUCUGUCUGCAGAGAGUAUAAUCAACCUGUUCCACUGUCUGAAUGAACUGAAUGAUCGUUCUCUAGAGGAGGAGAUCCAACAAUCCCUGAGAUCAGGGCGUCUCUCCACAGAUAAACUGUCUCCUGCUCAGUGGUCGGCUCUGGUCUUCAUCUUACUGUCAUCAGGAGAAGACCUGGAAGUGUUUGAUCUGAAGGAAUACUCAUCUUCAGAGGAAGCUCUUCUGAGGCUGCUGCCAGUGGUCAAAGCGUCCAAGAAAGCUCUUCUGGGUGGCUGUAAUCUCUCGGAGAGAAGCUGCGAAUCUCUGUCUUCAGUUUUCAGCUCUCAGUCUUCCAAGCUGAGAGAUGUGGACCUGAGUAACAACGACCUGCAGGAUUCAGGAGCGAAGCUUCUGUCUGCAGGACUAGAGAGUCCUCACUGUAAACUGGAAAAUUUGAAGUCAGUAAUCAUAAAAUCCCUCAAAUUAUUGUAUUACAUUUCUACUUCCUUUGUGAUAAGAGUCUCAUGUACUGUAUGUGUUCUAAAGAUGUUUGUCAGUUUUAUAAAUGUCCCUUGUGUUCUUGUUCAAUAUUAUACUUUCAGGCUAAACAUCUGUAACCUCUCAGGGACAAGCUGUGAAGUUCUGUCCUCACCUCUCAGCUCCCCGUCAUCCAGUUUGAAAGAACUGGACCUGAGUAACAACGACCUGCAGGAUUCAGGACUGAAGCUGUUGUCCUUUGGAUUGGAGAGUCCACACUGUCGACUGGAAACUCUCAGGCUGUCUGGUUGCUUGGUCACUGAGGAAGGAUGUACUUCUCUGGUCUCGGCUCUGACGUCCAAUCCCUCCCACCUGAGAGAGCUGGACCUGAGCUACAACCAUCCAGGAGAGUCAGCAGUGAAGCAUCUGUCAGCAGGACUGGAGGAUCCAACCUGGAGACUGGAAACUCUCAAGGUGGAUCCUGCUGGAGAACGAUGGUUGAGUCCAGGUCUGAGGAAGUAUUCCUCUGAACUCACCGUCGACACCAACACCGUCAACAAACACAUAAAGCUGUCCCACAACAACGGGAUGUUGACCUUUGUGGACGAGGACCAGUCCCAUCCGGAUCACCCAGACCGGUUUGAUGAGCGGCCGCAGCUGCUGUGCAGAGACGCUCUGACCGGUCGCUGCUCCUGGGAGGUCCAGUGGAGAGGACGGGUUGAAGUAGCUCUGAGUUACAGAGGAAUCAGAAGGAAGGGGGACUUGAUCGACUGCCAGUUCGGUGGGAACAACCAGUCCUGGAGCCUUAGCUGUUCUGAAAGUAACUGCUAUUCCGUCUGGCACAACGGCAGGAAACACUCUUCCUCCACCUUCCCUUCCUCCCACAGAGUAGUGGUGUACGUGGACUGUCCUGCUGGAGCUCUGUCCUUCUACGAGGUUUCCUCCGACGCUCUGAUCCACCUCCACACCUUCAACACCACGUUCUCUGAAGCUGUUUGUCCUGGAUUUAGAGUCUUGCGUGAUUCCUCGGUGUCUCUGAGUUCAGAAUAGUGUGAAGAGUCUCCUUCCGUCAGAGAAACCCUCACUGUUGAGAUGGAAGCUACAAAUAUUCCAGGAUCCAAACAGUGCUUUUCUGUCCAAUACCAGUCAGAAUAUUUUAUCUAAGGGUGCUUUCAAACCUGUGGCCCAUUUUUUUUGUUCUGAUUCAGGGGCUAAAUCAAUACGGUUGUUUUGUUUUUCGUUUGUGGCGUUUGUGUUCACAAAGCAACCGUCUGUAGCGGUUCAAAGCUGUUAACAAAUGCCAUGCGUGAACCAACUCUUCUCUCAUUGGUCAGAAAUGAACGCGGAAGGAGUUUCCUCUUCCGUACCCCGGGACAAAGAACAACUAUGGAGCAUCGUAAGCGAGUGUGGCUAGUUUGUUAAUCGGUUGCUGUGUGGAUUAUGUUCUCACUGCAAACGAACCGCUCCAGGUCUGGAAUGGAAUCGAGCCGAGACCACGUCUCCUAGGCGAUCUCGGCUCGUUUGUUUUGUCCCGCAUCCGAGCGCAAUUGCUGUGUUCACAUAUACCAAAACGAAUCGAUCUUUAGGGGGAAAUGCUCCCUGUUUCGGAACAACUGCUCCAAACGGGACAGGUGUGAGAGCACCCUAAGACGACCUCUGAGGGGCUCUUGUGGAGGUGGAUCAUGUGCUGGGUCAAGAGGUUAGCAGGUUUUAGGUCUGAUUGCACUUUUCCACCAGCACCUACUCGGCUCUACUCAUCUCAACUUGGCCUGGUUUCUUUUCCACUAAAAUUCAGGACCUGGAGCAGAAGUAGGAAGUUGGAGUGAAGCUGCUGUGAUGUAUUUGAUUGUGUAUCUAAAGGAAGAAGAUAACAACACUAAAGAUGUAGAACCCGGAGGAGAUGAUAUAUGUGCUGCUGGAUCUGUGGCUUGUGUUCAUAUCAAGUUAAAAAAUGAGAGAGAGAGAAGCUUUUUAAUGUUUUUAGUUUGUCUCGGCGCUGCUGAAAAGUCCAUUGGUAGCUGAGCAGCUAUGAAGUGAAAGAGCUCCUGGUAGAUCUGGUCGUUCCUUAUCUCCGUCUAGAUCCCUUUUUAAUUCUCUCCUCAGCACCAGGUUUAUGAACAUCUGCACCUCAGAGUCGGAUCACCAAACAGACUUCUGCUGCGGUUACUGGUGGAAUAAAAUGAACAAUAAGCCGCCGUCAGAGUCGUUUUUUCUUUCUUCCUUAUCCCUUCCUUCUUAAUUUUUUCUUCCUUCUUUCUUCCAUCCUGCUUCCUUCCUUCCUCUCUUCCUUUGAUGACCACGGGGUGCCACCAUAUGACACACACCCAGGUUUGAUCAGCCUGUGGUGGGCCAACCUUGGAAGAGGGUGUAUUGUGAUAAGAGGCUGAAACACCUGAUGAAGUCAAGGCACACAACUGAUGACGUGUAGAUCUGGUGGUUCCCCGUGAUCCUUUCCAAACUCCACCCCACCGACAUGUGCGCUAGGAGUUAUUGUGCUGAUAUUUUUAGGGAUAUUAACAGCUGGUCCUAUUAAGAAUCCAAAUCUUCCUUCCUUCCUUCCUUCCUUCCUUCCUUCCUUCCUUCCUUCCUUCCUUCCUUCCUUCCUUCCUUCCUUCCUUCCUUCCUUCCUUCCUUCCCUUUUCCUUCCUUCCUUCUCACUUCCUUCC
Messenger RNA from Cololabis saira (Pacific saury), 5924 nucleotides. RefSeq names its product NLR family CARD domain-containing protein 3-like. The record is from RefSeq and is a predicted model, not a curated record. NCBI's taxonomy places the organism in Eukaryota, Metazoa, Chordata, Actinopteri, Beloniformes, Belonidae. The transcript has 13 exons. Bases 352 to 4308 code for a protein of 1318 amino acids. Gene Ontology annotation, molecular function: protein binding.